AUGGCGGACGAGGAGCAGGGAGUCACCGAGGACGACGAGAAGGUCACCGAGGACCGCGCGACGAUGACUCCCAAGCUUCGCGGGCGACUCCUCGAGUGCACGUCCUGCGGCUUGAUGCCCGCGUCCAGGGAGAAGCGUGGCUGUUGCCACCAUUUGGUCGCCGGAACGGACGGCGACGUGUCGGAGGUGGUGACCUGGGUGUGGAACUCGGAAUUGCCACAAUUCGCCGCGAUGCCGAAAAUCACUUUGGGCCCCGACGUCGACACUUCUGGUACGACCGACUACACAUCGCACGGCACAGCAUUCGGGAUGCCGCUCACUCCCCGCCACACCGCACGCUCUGGCAGCCUCUCGACUGGGCAUGUGUGCAACCAGCCCGUCCUUCUCUCCGUCACGAUCGUGAUGCUCCAGUCGUUGCUCGUUUUCGCGAUGCUCUUCACCGAGUUCUUCAACGAGGUUGACGACUACUCCACGACGUCAGCCAUCGAGACGAUGUUUGACUUCAAGUGGGACACGUUGCCGGGCCUUGCACAGUGCGCUGCCACCGUGGUGUCCCUCCUCCUCCUGCCAUCCUUCAUGGUGGUCUCCCUCGCGCACCUCAAGGGCGUGCAGGAACUCCCCUAUCAGCGCUUGCUGCUCCACACCGCGUGGGCGUCUACACACACCUACGGGUGCUCUGGGCACCCUCCCAAGCUCCUCAUCGUAGCUUGGAUCGCGCACCUGACGCUGCUCGUGACCACGGUGCUGCCGACUCUGAUCUUUGUGACUGCCGCCGCCGUCGCUACGAGCAGCGACCAAGUCCUGCUGCUGGGCGUCGUCUCGAGCUUUGUCAUGUCAAUCGACGAAAAGGGGCUGGACAUCAUUACUUUCAUGGCCCCAAAGACAAAGUCAUCUAUUGGGGUCCUCGUCGUGACUCCGGACGCUGCGUGGGUGGCAGCUGCAAAGCCGCGGCAGGCCGCCCUCGUCAUGUUCGUGUUCGAGUUCGCGCUGAUCAUUCUCAUUGCGGUAGUUCCGCGGUACUGGGAGGCUUGGCUGCUAUUUCCCCUCGGCGUUGCCCUGCUCGGUGUCUUUCAGUUUUUCUUCGUCCCCUUCGGGACGGGCACCCGCGGCUACACGCGCCAAAUCAUGGGCUGCUGCUUCCUCAUCAACCUUGGGAUCCAAAUCGCGGUCCUUUGGCCCUUCCUGACCGGCCAGGAUGACCUUGCAAGCCGCAUUGUCAGCGCGGCUCUCGACGAAGACUACUAAGCGGGGUUCGAAGUCGUACGUGUCGUGUGUUGUGUGCUCUCCACCCCCAACGCCCUCUCUCUGUGCGCGCGCUCCGCGCUCUCUAGCCCUGUGCCAUCUCCGCGACAUGGCCCUCCAUCACCAUGCGUGCGCCAGUGCGCGGCUCCCCGUCCCCCCGCCCUGCGCUGGGCAAUUUAGGGGCACACACUGAACGUCUGUUUACCUUAUUAGGAGAAAUC
Emiliania huxleyi CCMP1516 is the source of this 1463-nucleotide messenger RNA. RefSeq lists its product as hypothetical. The record is from RefSeq and is a predicted model, not a curated record. Lineage: Eukaryota; Haptophyta; Isochrysidales; Noelaerhabdaceae. The coding region runs from base 1 to 1245 and encodes 414 amino acids. The transcript is spliced from 5 exons.